Quercus lobata is the source of this 2618-nucleotide messenger RNA. RefSeq names its product signal peptide peptidase (gene SPPA). The transcript is spliced from 13 exons. The coding region runs from base 94 to 2175 and encodes 693 amino acids. NCBI's taxonomy places the organism in Eukaryota, Viridiplantae, Streptophyta, Magnoliopsida, Fagales, Fagaceae. The record is from RefSeq and is a predicted model, not a curated record. Gene Ontology annotation, biological process: proteolysis. Gene Ontology annotation, molecular function: peptidase activity.
CUUUUCCAUCUUCUGCUCUCUUCCACUCUUCCUUCUUGCUCUUCCUUCCUCCAAGGAGACACGCACACAAAUUUCAAAAUCCGUUUCGCAAAAAUGUCGAGGCUCCUUCUUCUCCACACUCCCCAUAUCACCUAUUUCCAUCGCCAAACCCUCACUUCUUUCCUCUCCAACUCCAAGCCUCUCCCCUCUCUCUCUUCUCUCCAAUUCCAUCAUCACCGCUUCUCUCUUUCCCUCUUCGUCUCUCCUUCCUCUCCUUCUCCUUCCCUUCCUCUCCGAACCUUUUCCGCCCGCGCAUUCGACUCCUCCGAAACCAAAAGCAAAGAAGAAGAAGAAGAAGCAGAGAAAUCAGGAAAUGAGGAAGGGAAGACGAAGAAGAUUAAUAGUAGCGAGAGUAGUAGUGUUAAAGAUUCAGAGUAUCCAAGCGGUGAAUUUCAGUUUGAAGAGUUUAACUGGUGGAAGAAGUUCACUGUCAAGCUCAAGAUGCUCACUGCUUUGCCUUGGGAGCGAGUUCGCAAAGGCACCGUCUUGACCAUGAACAUUCGCGGCCAGAUAUCUGAUCAGCUAAAGAGCCGUUUCUCUUCAGGACUAUCUCUACCUCAAAUUUGUGAGAACAUUGUAAAAGCAGCAUAUGAUCCACGCAUUUCUGGUAUCUAUCUUCAUAUUGAAACCUUGAGUUGUGGCUGGGGCAAAGUUGAAGAAAUCCGAAGGCAUAUUUUCGAUUUCAAGAAAUCAGGCAAAUUCAUUGUGGCAUAUGUCCCUGCAUGUCGUGAGAAAGAAUAUUACCUUGCCUGUGCAUGUGAAGAGAUAUAUGCCCCUUCAAGUGCUUAUUUUUCUUUGUUCGGUUUAACUGUUCAAGCAUCAUUCCUUAGAGGUGUCUUUGACAAUGUAGGAAUUGGGCCAGAAGUGCAAAGGUUUGGCAAAUACAAAAGUGCGGGGGAUCAACUUAUACGCAAAACAAUGUCUAAGGAAAAUUGUGAGAUGCUGACUGCAUUGCUCGAAAAUAUCUAUGGGAAUUGGCUGGAUAAAGUUUCUUCAACAAAAGGAAAGACAAGGGAAGAUCUUGAGAACUUCAUUAAUGAUGGUGUUUACCAAGUAGAAAGGCUGAAAGAAGAGGGCUGGAUAACAAACAUACAUUAUGAUGACGAGGUUAUUUCAAUGUUGAGGGAGAAACUAGGAUUACCUAAGGAUAAACAGGUCCCUAUGAUUGAUUACAGAAAAUACUCUAGAGUUAGAAAAUGGACUCUCGGUUUAUCUGGUGGUAAAGACCAAAUAGCUGUAAUCAGAGCCUCAGGGAGCAUUAGUCGUGUACGAAGUCCAUUAAGUGUCUCUGGUUCAGGUAUUGUUGGGGAGCAGUUCAUUGAGAAGAUUCGUACAGUGAGAGAGUCUAAAAGAUACAAGGCAGCAAUAAUCCGAAUUGACAGCCCUGGAGGUGAUGCUCUUGCUUCUGAUUUAAUGUGGAGGGAAAUCCGACUUUUGGCUGCAUCAAAACCUGUCAUUGCAUCAAUGUCUGAUGUGGCAGCAAGUGGAGGAUACUAUAUGGCAAUGGCAGCAGGGACUAUUGUUGCAGAAAAUCUAACCUUGACUGGUUCCAUUGGAGUUGUAACAGGGAGGUUUAACCUGGGGAAGCUGUAUGAAAAGAUUGGUUUCAACAAAGAAAUCUUAUCGAGGGGAAAAUAUGCUGAGCUCCUUGCAGCGGAUCAAAGACCUUUAAGACCAGAUGAAGCAGAACUUUUUGCUAAGUCUGCACAGAAUGCAUAUAUGCAAUUUCGGGACAAGGCAGCUUUUUCCAGAUCAAUGCCUGUAGAUAAGAUGGAGGAGGUUGCACAAGGGAGGGUUUGGACUGGUAAAGAUGCAGCUUCAAGAGGUUUGGUUGAUGCUAUUGGUGGACUUUCUCGGGCUGUUGCUAUAGCAAAACUGAAGGCUAAUAUACCUCAAGAUACACAGGUUACUCUUGUGGAGCUUUCAAGACCAUCCCCAACACUACCAGAGGUAUUAAGUGGCAUAGGGAAUACUCUAGUUGGAGUUGACAACACACUGAAAGAACUACUGCAAGAGUUGACAAAUUCUGAGGGAGUUCAAGCCAGGAUGGAUGGAAUCAUGUUCCAGAGACUGGAGGGAUAUUCUUAUGCCAAUCCCAUUUUCGCUUUGAUAAAAGAUUACAUGAGUUCCCUCUAACCUUUAUUGGUUAUCCUGUGUAUCACAUCAUUUUGAUAAAAAAUCAUCUUAAUCCCUCUAACCUGUAUUGGUUAUGCAGAGUCUCACUGCUUCUCCAAAAUCUGGUUUUGGUUGGACAUAUAUGUGUUCUAAAAUUUGGCACAAUGGAGGAGCGGUUAGUUUGGGGUAUAUGCUUCGUUUGGAAAACUGGUGAAAGCAAACAGAGCCACCUUGAGGGUGUUUUUUUUUUUUUUUUUCAAUUUCCCUGUUGGUUUGCAUCUGUUUUCUCUGUGCUUUUGUAUAUAAAUAUACAGAAUUAUUCGAGCAAUACCAAAAAAGGAAGAGAGAAAUAUUGUGUUGUAAUUAUUCAUUGUUUUUCUCUUUAUCUUUUGGAUAACAUGCAUAUAACAUGCAUUGUCCCACCCGAAAUUGUCAAUUUCUAAUGCUAAUUAGUGUUUUGGGGA